Messenger RNA from Salvia splendens (bonfire salvia), 1483 nucleotides. RefSeq names its product rop guanine nucleotide exchange factor 5. The transcript is spliced from 7 exons. Gene Ontology annotation, molecular function: guanyl-nucleotide exchange factor activity. The coding region runs from base 71 to 1483 and encodes 470 amino acids. Lineage: Eukaryota; Viridiplantae; Streptophyta; Magnoliopsida; Lamiales; Lamiaceae. The record is from RefSeq and is a predicted model, not a curated record.
CUUCAAUCUCACCCCAUCUUUUUCUUGAACAAAACCUUUUGGCAACUUUUUUUGUUGUUUUUUUUUUCAAAUGGAGAGUUUAGCUGAGCACGGAGAUGCUGAUACGACUGAGUCGAGAGAAAUUGAGAUGAUGAAAGAGAAGUUCGCGAAGUUGUUGCUUGGCGAAGAUAUGUCAGGAAGUGGUCAAGGAGUUUGUUCUGCUCUCGCCAUCUCGAAUGCCAUCACUAAUCUAUGUGCCUCGGUGUUUGGACGACUAUGGAGAUUGGAGCCAUUGCCUUCGGAUAAGAGAUCGCUGUGGCGAAGGGAGAUGGAAUGGCUUCUAUCUGUGACUGAUCACAUUGUUGAACUUAAACCAUCUUUGCAAAUACUUCCAAAUGGAGCUAGAGUUGAGGUUAUGAGUUGCCAACCAAGAUCAGAUCUGUAUGUUAAUUUGCCAGCUCUUCAGAAGCUUGAUAGCAUGCUACUUGAAACACUCGAUGGAUUUUCCAAGACGGUGUUUUGGUAUGUCGAUCAAGGUAUAGUUGCACCACAAGCUGAUGGAACGGUCUCCUUCCAGAAACGGCAGGAGGACAAGUGGUGGCUGCCCGUUCCACGCCUUCCUCCCGGUGGCUUGCCUGAGGCCGCGAGGAAGCUGUUAAGUCACAAGCUUGAAUCUGUGAAUCAGAUUCUUAAAGCUUCUACAGCCAUCAACAGCAGCACUUUGGCUGAUAUGGAAGUUCCAGAAUCAUACUUGGAAACUCUUCCAAAGACAGGGCGAGCUUGUCUUGGGGAGGUCAUCUACCGUUGCAUUACCUCAGAGCGUUUCUCCUCAGAAUGCUUGCUUGACUGCCUCGAUCUUGAAUCCGAGCAUGCUGCUCUGGAUAUGGCAAACUGCGUGGAGGCAGCAAUCUACGUGUGGCGUAGAAAACAGUCCCCUAAAUCCACACCUCACCCGAGCCAUUGUGCUGCCAGGUCAUCUUGGGUGAUUGUAAAAGAUCUGGUGGCGUAUGGCGACAAGAGUGAGUUACUCGCUGAAAGAGCCGAAUCCCUCCUGCAAUCCUUGAAGCAGCGAUUCCCGGGACUCACACAAACUACGCUAGACGCCACCAAAAUACAAUACAACAAGGAUGUUGGGAAGUCCAUCUUGGAGAGCUACUCGAGGGCCAUGGAGAGUUUGGCGUUCAACAUUGCAGCACGCAUUGAGGAUCUACUCUACGUGGACGACAUCAACAAGCAGUCGGACAGGCUCUCAUCAGCUCACAGGACACCUAACAAAUCUCCUGACCCGGCCACAGGAGAGAGGACGCCCUUACUGGUCGGGAGUUGCCACAAGCCUAUGCGAUGCGGUAUGGGAGUGAAGAGAGUCCUCACGCACUAUCUUGUUGGUGAUGGGAAGGCGAACGGCUGUGGCCAAAAUCGCCAAGGCAUUGAUGCUGUUUCUACCAGAGUGAGUGAAGGGAUAGCAUCUCACCGGAGCAUAGAUUCGAAGUAUCAGCUGAUAUAG